AACAAAAAAUAAAAUAAAUCAAAAUCUGAAAUUUCUGGACCCAAUCCGGGAGGCAACAGAUAUAAUUUGAUGUGCCGCCAGCGUGACCGCUUUUCCCGGUGAGCAAGUAACCGUAGAUACCGUUACACAGUCAUCUAGGCUGCCUGGUAUUUGUGGAGAGAGCAGGAGGUUAGAAUGAGCCAGUGAGCUCUGAGCGCUGAGCGAUCGAGUUAGUCUGUGCUGUGGGAGUCGGCUUCAAUGGCGACGAAGCUAUCGACCUGCUUUGUCAGCCAAGCUUUUGCAGGUUUCAGCUAUGGCAGUCACUCAAAUGUCCGCUUCUCGCCUCCUCAACAUCAUCACCUCCUUUUCCCUGCUACUUGCAAGAUGCGCCAUCGCCAUUUAGGCUACCGCUACCAGCUCAAGAAACGGCAGUUCAAGAAAGCCUCCAACGAACAGACUCCGCCGGCGGCAGAAUCGCUCUCCGACCUGGAGAAAGAGGCCGCUUCGUCGAGUACUGUCAAUCGCCGCCGUUUGAAUCCUGAAAUCGCGCCAAAUGACGACACCAGAGCUACUAGCACGAGUGACGAGCGUAAGGAGCACGGCGCCAGUGGAACUGAUACGGCGAGCAGUGAAGAGCAGAAGGAUUACGUCAACGGAGAAGAAGAAUCGGAGACCACAGUAGAGGUGGAACACGUCCACGAUGACGAGUCUCAGCUUCGCGAGAGGAUUGCUGUAAUUGAAGAAGCGAAAUCUCUGGCCUUAACUCUGAAUGUAGAUGGUGAGGAAAAGCGACUUUCAGGCUUUCAGUUGCAGGAUCUGAUAGGCAUGAUAAGAAACGCAGAUAAGAAUGUCCUUCUUCUCAACGAUGCUAGGGUUCGUGCUCUUGAGGAUCUUAAUAGAAUUCUUGCUGAGAAGGAAUCGUUGCAAGGAGAAAUGAACGUUUUGGAGACAAGAUUGGCCGAAACUGAUGCACGAUUGAAGGUUGCUGCGCAAGAGAAGAUACAUGUGGAACUCCUAGAGAUCCAGUUAGAUAAACUAAGGAAUGAGCUCACUCACAGGAGUCCUGCCACAGAUGUGCUUCAUCAGCUUGAGAACCAGAACAAGCAAACAGACGCUGAUGCUAAUUCUCUGAGUAAGGAGCUUAGUUCAUUGAGAACAGAGAAUAUGUUUCUGAAACAGGAUAUGGAAGCACUUAAAGCUGAUCUAAGUGCGGUCAAGAACACUGGUCAGCGUGUCAUAACACUCGAGAAGGAGCGAUAUACAAUUGAGUCCUCUUUAAAGGACCUGGAAUCGAAAGUGUCAUCUUCUCAGGCAGAUGAAUGUAAGGAUUUGUGGGAGAGAGUUGAGAGUUUGCAGUCCUUACUAAAAAAGGCAACCAAGCAGGCAGAUCAAGCUAUCUUAGUGUUGCAGCAAAACCAAGAGCUCCGGAAGAAGGUGGACAAGUUGGAAGAUUCUUUAGAAGAUGCCAAUAUCUACAAGCUCUCAUCUCAAAGGCAGCAGCAAUACAAUGAACUAAUGCAGCAAAAGAUAAAGCUAUUGGAAGAACACCUUCAAAGGUCUGAUGAAGAGAUACAGUCUCAUGUACAAUUCUACCAAGAAUCUGUGCAUGAAUUUCAGGAUACACUGAACAAAUUGAUAGAAGAAAGCAAGAAAAGGGCUCUAGACGGACCAGUAGAUCAUAUGCCAUGGGAGUUUUGGAGCCGUUUGUUGCUAAAAAUUGAUGGCUGGCUACUGGAGAAAAAAGUAUCACCAGAUGAUGCAAAGCUGCUUAGAGAGCUGGUAUGGAAGCGAGAGAGGAAAGUUUAUGAUGUAUACAUGCAGUGUAGAGAGAAGAAUGAGCAAGAUUCCAUAUCCAUGUUCCUGAAGCUCACUUCAGGACCUAAAAGUCCAGGGUUGCAUGUCAUUCAUAUAGCAGCAGAAAUGGCUCCAGUUGCUAAGGUUGGUGGUUUAGGAGAUGUUAUCAGUGGACUUGGUAAAGCACUACAAAAGAGAGGACACCUUGUGGAGAUUAUUCUGCCCAAAUAUGACUGCAUGGAGUAUGAUCGAAUAUCUGACUUAAAGGCCAUAGAUCUUGUGGUAGAGUCAUACUUCGAAGGCAAAUUGUACAAAAACAAGAUCUGGACUGGCGUUGUUGAAGGUCUCCCUGUAUACUUCAUUGAGCCACUUCACCCUGCAAAGUUCUUUUGGCGAGGGGAGUACUACGGGGAACACGAUGAUUUCAAGCGCUUCUCGUUUUUCAGUCGUGCAGCACUCGAGCUACUUCUUCAAACCGGCAAAAGACCUGACAUAAUUCAUUGCCACGAUUGGCAGACAGCUUUUAUUGCCCCUCUUUACUGGGACAUUUAUAACCCGAAAGGACUAAACUCAGCUAGAAUAUGUUUCACGUGUCACAACUUUGAGUACCAAGGAACUGCACCAGCUUCAGAACUGGCUGCAUGUGGUCUUAACGUCCAUCAGCUCAAUAGACCGGAUAGAAUGCAGGACAACUCGGCCCAUGAUAGGGUGAAUCCUGUUAAGGGCGCUGUGGUGUUCUCGAACAUCGUGACAACAGUAUCACCUACCUAUGCCGGAGAAGUUCGGACGGCAGAGGGUGGUAAAGGUCUCCAUUCAACUCUCGUCUCCCACUCCAAGAAGUUUAUUGGAAUUCUUAAUGGAAUUGAUGGUGGUGCUUGGAAUCCUUCGACCGAUUCUCUCCUCGCUGUCCAGUACAGUUCCAAUGAUCUUCAGGGGAAAGCACAAAAUAAAACAGCAAUAAGAAGGCAGCUGGGACUUUCCACUGCCAAGCUCAGGCAACCAUUGGUUGGCUGCAUAACAAGAUUGGUGCCGCAAAAAGGUGUGCAUCUCAUUCGGCAUGCAAUUUACAGAACAUUAGAACUUGGGGGUCAGUUCGUGCUGCUUGGAUCUAGCCCAGUUCCGCAUAUUCAGCAAGAAUUUGAGGGUAUUGCAAACAACCUUCGAGACAGCGAACAUGCUAGGCUGAUAUUGAAGUAUGACGAAGCACUGUCCCAUUCCAUAUAUGCAGCAUCUGACAUGUUCAUCAUCCCAUCCAUCUUCGAGCCUUGCGGCCUUACACAGAUGAUUGCUAUGCGAUAUGGUUCAGUACCGAUUGUAAGGAAGACAGGUGGCCUAAAUGACAGCGUCUUUGAUGUCGACGAUGAUGCCAUACCUCUCCAGUAUCGUAAUGGGUUCACCUUCUUGGAUCCUAAUGAACAGGCAUUCAAUGCUGCCUUGGAGCGAGCUUUUGAACAUUAUUGGAACGACGUGAAAGGUUGGGAAGACCUCGUCCGAAAAAUCAUGGAGAUGGAUUUCAGUUGGGAAACUUCUGCUGCUCAAUACGAGGACCUCUACUCCAAGUCCGUGGCCAGGGCUAGGGCUGCUGCUGCUAGCAACAGACCAUGACAUUGACAUGACCCUACACAACCUCAUCUACCUGCAGAGGAGUGCAAGAAGAAGCAGGAGGAGCGGCCAGUUUCGCGAGAUGCGUUGGGUGCUCAUCUCCAGCCAUGAUCACAACGAUCUCAGUCUGUUCCGAACAGCCGAUCUUCCCUUCCGGAGACUGUGCCGCCUUUGCCGACGACACAGAGGAGCUACUGGGCUUAUGAUCCGAGCAGCAGAGGGUCACCAGAGCAACUAAGAAGGAGAAGAAGGCAAACAAGGCGAUGGAGACGAUAAUGGUUACAGUCUCCGCACUCCACUUCAUUGCUCCACUAGAAUCAUUUGUUAUCGACCCAUAACCUGGAUUCAUGUUUUGUUUCUGGUUUUGAUUCGGUAUUGUUGUUUGAUUUAUUUUGUGGGUUCUCUUAUAACUUUGAAACAGUGUUGAGGGAAGGAACUGAAAUUAUGAGUUGAUUGAGAUCUCCAACGAGAGUAUGGUCAAGGGACGGAAUAUAAGUUGAUGGAUUGGCAGAAACUCUGCCCCAAUUGGUGAGAAUUUCCGUGAAAAACAAUGUUUGGGGGAUCGCUACAAGAUCCCAAACUUUGUUCCUAGUGUGCAUAAUCACUGAUAUAUGGCGUCUUUGACGCAACUAAGCUAUCAUGAUUGCUACCGCCAUUGUAAUCUGAAGAUGUUGGUUGGCGAGACUCGAAACUCAGAAAAGGAGAUAGCAGAUUGAACACGCACAAAAGUCACAUCAUUUCCAUUAGUCGAUUCCAAAUUUACAUCACAAAACCCAAGAUCAGAUUCAGCAAGCACCACACACAAGGGAAAAAUUCGAAGCUCUCCUCUCAAAUCUCUCACUUUCCGGGGACGAAGUUGGUGGCGAAAGCCCAGGCGUUGUUGCUGACCGGAUCGGCGAUGUGGUCGGCCAAGUUCUCCAAGGGUCCCUUUCCGGUGACGAUGGCCUGGACGAAGAACCCGAACAUGGAGAACAUAGCCAACCGGCCGUUCUUGAUCUCCUUCACCUUCAACUCGGCGAAAGCCUCGGGGUCGUCGGCGAGGCCCAAGGGGUCGAAGCUGCCACCGGGGUAGAGCGGGUCGACGACGUCACCGAGUGGUCCACCGGCGACACGGUAACCCUCGACGGCGCCCAUGAGGAUGACCUGGCAGGCCCAGAUGGCCAAGAUGCUCUGAGCGUGGAUCAGGCUUGGGUUGCCCAAGUAGUCAAGCCCACCUUCGCUGAAGAUUUGGGCCCCGGCCUUGAACCACACGGCCUCACCGAACUUGACUCCGUUGCGGGCCAACAGCUCGGGGAAGACGCAGCCCAGAGCGCCAAGCAUGGCCCACCUGCAGUGAAUCACUUCCAGCUCCCUGUUCUUGGCGAAUGUCUCUGGGUCGGCGGAAAGCCCGGCGGUGUCCCAGCCGUAGUCGCCGGGGAACUCGCCAGUGAGGUAUGAUGGGGCCUCGCCGGAGAAUGGGCCCAAGUACUUGACGCGGUCUGGGCCGUACCAUGGGCUUCCGGAGGAAACCUGCUUGACCUUGCCGGCGGUCUUCCUCAUCACGAUCCGGCCGCCGUCCAUGAGCUCGGAGGCGGAAGGGGAGAGCUUCACGGCCUUGCCGGCGAAUGAGGGAGAGGAGAGAGCCAUGGUUGCGGCGGCCAUUUCGGAAAUUGGGAAGGGGAUGGAAAGCUCUUAAGAUGUAAUGAAAGAAUGAGAAGACUGUGUUUGAAGAUGGAAGUGAGGAAUUGUGAUGCAGGGGAGGCAGGUAUUUGUAUAGGAAGGACUGGUUAUCGGAAAUCUGGGCAACGAUAGGAAGGGGAACUGUUGGAGAGUAUCUUAUCUUGAGGCUAUCUAUAUCUGUGAUCUCAUUGGAGGGCAAAGAUUUUUGGGGUUUGUCGUCAGCAUCCUACUUGGCACACGUCUAAGCCACAAGAGUUUCCGCAGUCAAAUUAAAAUAUUUUUUCUACAUGCUCUUGUGUUGGCAGUUUGUACGAAUGAUGGGAGGGUUGGGAUUUGUAUGAUAAA
Linum tenue is the source of this 5379-nucleotide messenger RNA. NCBI's taxonomy places the organism in Eukaryota, Viridiplantae, Streptophyta, Magnoliopsida, Malpighiales, Linaceae. The record is from the annotation of a GenBank genome assembly.